AUGCACCUUCUAGAGUCUAGACUCUUCCAGAAGAUCAAAGUCAUUCUAGGCUUGAUUGUGGCCAUCCGGUUGUUGUGGCCAUCUCAGUCCCAGGACCUCAAACCUCAAACCAUCCCUCGACCCCGACCUCCGAGUAGCACGGAUUACAAGAGGCGCCACGCUCCCACCCGGUACGAAGGGAUAUCUCGGUCCCUGAGUUUUCUCUCAGGGCCCGACCUGCUCUCCCUCCGUAGAAUGCACCUUCUAGAGUCUAGACUCUUCCAGAAGAUCAAAGUCAUACUAGGCUUGAAUGUGGCCAUCCGGUUGUUGUGGCCAUCUCAGUCCCAGGACCUCAAACCUCAAACCAUCCCUCGACCCCGACCUCCGAGUAGCACGGAUUACAAGAGGCGCCACGCUCCCAGUCAACAAUAA
This is a messenger RNA of Danaus chrysippus (African queen), 411 nucleotides long. Lineage: Eukaryota; Metazoa; Arthropoda; Insecta; Lepidoptera; Nymphalidae. The record is from the annotation of a GenBank genome assembly.